AUGUCAUCAUCCGAUGAUGCCUCUUCUUCACUGAACAACUCAAAUGCUAAAUCCGGUGUUGAGAAAAAAAAACUGAAAGCACUUAGGGUACAUGAUAACUGCACAAUUACAAUGGUCGAGGAAGCACUUCUAAUGAAAUUUGGUGUGGAAACACAUGAAACGAAAGAUGGUCAAGCAGUUGUCCUUGCUCAUCGUUCUGAUGCAUGUUUUGAUAUGGUUUUGAUGGACUUAGAUAUGUUAGUGGUAAACGCUCACAAUCAAGGACUUCGAGAUAUGCAUGUGCGUAGUGUAAUUGUGGGAUUGACUUUCUUCGGAGAAGAAAAGAAGAAGCCAUUCAAGGAUGUUGGCCUUGAUUAUUGUUAUCCGAAGUCGCUUCCUUCCGAUGUAGUUCGCGAUCUUGUGGAGAAAUUAAGGAGGAUGCCUAGAUUUAUCAAAGUGCUUGAUUUAAUGUAA
Lycium barbarum (goji berry) is the source of this 453-nucleotide messenger RNA. RefSeq lists its product as uncharacterized. The transcript has 2 exons. Lineage: Eukaryota; Viridiplantae; Streptophyta; Magnoliopsida; Solanales; Solanaceae. The record is from RefSeq and is a predicted model, not a curated record. The coding region runs from base 1 to 453 and encodes 150 amino acids.